Molecule: messenger RNA, 2295 nt
Organism: Panthera uncia (snow leopard)
Lineage: Eukaryota; Metazoa; Chordata; Mammalia; Carnivora; Felidae
Gene: ARSB
Product: arylsulfatase B
Exons: 4
Coding region: 541-1503 (320 amino acids)
Source: RefSeq, a predicted model, not a curated record
ACCUAGAGCUCUAUCUCUCCAACGACUUCUCACUUGCACAAGCCUGAGUUCUUUUGCCGGAAAUGAUUCCCCUACGACCUUUAAAACAUCACACAGCUCAGGAUCUGAGUUCGGGUUAGGCUCAACCAACUAAAAGCUUCUUUAUUGGGGGGAGUGAGGGAAGAAAGCUGCGUUAACUAAAUUUCCAGUUGCCGAGGUUGUUGCGAAAUUUAACGAAAGACUUUGUAAACUGCGAAGAGUUACUAAAAAGAACAAAUCUGCUCCUCUUUGAGGAUGCUACGAUGCAAUCGUGGCUCCUAUCAAGUGAGUUUCCACGGAGCUGAGCUGCGGGAGCCCCGAGUGCUUCUUCGCUGGCUCCUCCCCCGUCACACCGGCCCGGGAUCGGCGGGGGCUCGGGCGCCGGGUCUCUCCAGCCCGCAGUCGGCCGCGGGUGAAAUCCCUUGCGGAGGCGGGGCAGGCCCCGGCCGCCCAGUUCCUGAUUCUAUAACCGGUGUCUGAGGCUGGCGGCGCCACAGGCUCGGGGACCGUGGGCCGCGAAGGAUGGGCCGGCGUGGCGCUGCGAGCCUGCCCCGAGGCCCCAGCCGGCGGCGGCCGCUCCUCCCCGGCGUCCUCCCCUUGCUGCUGCGGCUGCUACUGCUGCCGUCCCGGCCGGGCGCAGGAGCCGGGGCCGACCGGCCGCCGCAUCUCGUCUUCGUGUUGGCGGACGACCUGGGCUGGAACGACGUGAGCUUCCACGGCUCGAAUAUCCGCACGCCGCACUUGGACAAGCUGGCAGCCGGCGGGGUGCUCCUGGACAACUACUACACGCAACCGCUGUGCACGCCAUCGCGGAGCCAGCUGCUCACCGGCCGCUACCAGAUCCACACAGGUUUACAACACCAAAUAAUCUGGCCCUGUCAGCCCAGCUGCGUCCCUCUGGAUGAAAAACUCCUGCCCCAGCUUCUAAAAGAAGCAGGCUACACUACCCAUAUGGUCGGAAAAUGGCACCUGGGAAUGUACCGGAAAGAAUGUCUUCCAACCCGCCGAGGAUUUGAUACUUACUUUGGAUAUCUCUUAGGUAGUGAAGAUUACUAUUCCCAUGAGCGCUGUGCAUUAAUUGACAGUCUGAAUGUCACACGAUGUGCUCUUGAUUUUCGAGAUGGGGAACAGGUUGCAACAGGAUAUAAAAAUAUGUAUUCGACAAACAUAUUUACUGAAAGAGCUACAGCCCUCAUAACUAGCCAUCCACCCGAGAAGCCUCUGUUUCUCUACCUUGCUCUUCAGUCUGUCCACGAACCCCUUCAGGUCCCUGAGGAGUACCUGAAACCCUACGACUUUAUCCAAGAUAAGAAUAGGCAUUACUAUGCAGGAAUGGUGUCUCUUAUGGAUGAAGCAGUGGGAAAUGUCACGGCAGCCUUAAAAAGCCACGGGCUCUGGAACAACACGGUGUUCAUCUUCUCCACAGGUAAGUCUGUCAAUAGGAAAAUCAUCUCUUGGCAAAGCCGAGGACAUGGUAUUCGAUAAAUGGAAUGAAGACAAAUUGGAGCAUUUAGCAGUACCUUAUUAAAAUAAAUGUUAACUGCAAGAACGGAGACGUGAUAAUAAUGGAUAGAAAAAUGGGUCUAAGGAAAGAAUUAUGGGCCUUCCCCCUCUUCCUUCAGAUGUCAAAAAUAUUCUGGGAGAAUGCUUGAAAACAAGCUCUCACCACCUGAGUAAGUAUGAGCGGACAUCACUCAUAUGCAGGGCAGCUGGGUACUGGAUUCCUGGAGUGCCUUGUUCUCAGGCGGUCUCUCCAGCCUGGGCAUCCUCUGUGAAUAGAACUUCUGACAAGAGCAGUUCUGUAUCAGUGUAGAGACAGAUUGUGACAUUAAGAAGACAGAUUAGAAAUGGAGCCAUUUAAAACUAGGCUAGAGUCUCCAAGUAUGGAUUUUUUUUUUUUGUAUUAAGAUUGUUUUCUGACAAUAAAAUUCAUACAUGUUGAUUACAGAAAAAAAAGAAGGUUUUUGAAAAUAGUUUUCAUUAUGGCAAUGCCUUUCUGACUCCUCGUCUGUUAUAUAUGUGAUUUUUCCUCCCUCUCGUUAGACAUGGUUUUCUAAAAUUUCCCUACAAUGUGCUAUAGUAAUAGAUCUUGGUUUGUCCAUCAUGCUGAGUACUCAGAGAGCACUUUGUAUCUGAAAGUGAAGAUGCUUUUUUUAUGGGAAGUUUUCUUGUAUUAUUUAUUUCAGAAUUUUUUGGCCCUUCAGCCUACCUUUCUCCUAUUCUUUCUUUAUAAAACUCCUGUUAUUUCGAUAUUGGAUCAAUACUCUAAUUUUCUUA